AAAUCUCUUCCCCAAACUAUUGAAACAAAGAUGGGUGCGAGUAUCCUCGUAGAUGCAGCUCUGUCGAAGGUGAUUGCUGUUGCUUCUGAUCAGUUCACCUCUCUCGUAGAUUCAGUUGUGUCGAGGGUGACUACUUCUGCUUCUGAUCAGUUCGAUUUAGCACUGGGAUGGAACGAUGAUCUGACGGAGUUUCGCGAUACAAUGGAGACGCUCCGAGGUUUCUUGCAAGAUGCUAAUGAAAAGAACGUCAGUGGCCACCUUGCUCUGAAGAAGUGGCUCCAGGAUCUUCAAGAUGUUGCAGAUGAGGCUGAUGAUAUACUGGAGGAGGUCGCCUAUGAAGGUAUGCAGCGGGAAGUUCAGAAAUCAAAGGUCAGGCGCUUGACUCUGCCUGACCCCGCGCACUUGCUAUUUCGCCAGGAAAUGGCUAAUAGAGUUGCGAAUUGGAAAAAAAGACUUGCUGAUUUGAAUAAAAGACUUGCUGAUAUCCAUCUCUUGGCUGAUGCGUUGGGACUGCGACCCAAACCUGCAGACAUGGUUCCUGAACCCAGAGGCAGGGCAGACCGAGAGACCCACUCUUUUCUUUCAUGUCAAGUUUAUGGAAGAGAGGAAGAUGUCUCUAAAAUAGUCAGCUCGUUGGUUGACUCAAGUAGUCAGCAUGACCUCCCUGUCAUGAUUAUAGUGGGUAUGGCAGGCCUUGGCAAAACCACUAUAGCAAAAGCAGUGCUUAAAAAUGAUAAAAUUCGAGAACAUUUUGGUGAUAAUAAAAUGUGGGUUUGUGUGUCUGAAAAUUUUGAUGUCAAAAUGAUUUUAAUGGAGAUGCUGAAGUCUUGUGGUGGAAGUAGUAGUGGUGAUGGUCAUUCUGGAAGCAAAGAUAUAGUGAUGAAGAAAAUACAAGAGAAGUUGGGGGAGAAAAAUUAUCUUCUCAUACUAGAUGAUGUCUGGAAUGAGGACAGACAGAAGUGGGAGGAUUUAAGGGAUUGCUUGUUGGGAAUAAGUGGAAGUAAGGGGAGUAGGGGUAAGGUGCUUGUGACGACCCGGCUUGAAGAUGUUGCAUCAGUAAUGGCACUUACUGAUGAACACAUCCAUCGUCCUCGGCAAUUAAAUGAAGAUGAGUGCUGGAGUAUAAUCAAGCAGAGAGCAUUUGGAGGCAAAUCAGUAACUGAGGGGUUAGAGGGAAUUGGAAAACAGAUUGCUAAAAGGUGUAAAGGCAUUCCGCUAGUUGCAAGUAUUAUAGGGCCUAUUUUACAGAAAAAGAGGGACAAAAGGGAGUGGCAGGCAAUUACAGAGAAUUGUGUUUGGGAUUCACUGGAAAAGCACGAGGGGAUCUUGGAUAUUGUAAAAUUCAGCUAUGAUCGCUUGCCCACACUGGCUUUGAGGCAAUGUUUUGCAUUUUGUUCCAUUUUUCCUAAGGAUUUUGUCAUGAGAAGGGAGAUGCUAAUUCAACUUUGGAUGGCUCUAGGAUUUCUUGAAUCACCUGAAGAAAUUAGUAAUAUGGCAGCGGAAGAUAUUGGUGACAAGUAUUUCAGAUAUUUGUUAUCAUAUUCCCUAUUUCAAGAUGAAAGGAGGGAUGAUGUAACUGGGAGUGUUGAAUCUUGUAAGAUGCAUGAUUUGAUUCAUGAUUUUGCCCGGUCAAUUUCAAAAUCUGAGACGUUGAUUGUUGAGGAUCGGUCUGGUAGCAAUAUUUCUCAUGAUGUUAGGCAUUUGAAUCUAAUGGAUGGGAGGGAAAUGGAGCCAUCUAUUUCAGGAGAUGUUGCUAAAAAGUUGCAGACUGCUAAAAAGUUGCAGACAUUGUUUUCCAAGCAUAGUUUUUCUAAUGGUGUGCAAGUGGAUCUUAUGAGGUUACGAGUUCUCAGCCUUGCAAAUGCUUGUGAUGCAAAACAAUUGCCGACGUGCUUUGGCAACUUGAAGAGGUUGAGGUACUUGGACAUUUCAGGAACUCAAAUAGAAAAACUGCCAGAAUUCGUCUCCGAGUUGUACAAUCUACAAACAUUUAGAUUCAUGGAUUGCAGAUCUCUUAAAAUGCCUGAAGGAGGAAUAGGAGAUUUAAUCAACUUGAAGCAUAUUUAUUUCAGUGAUGAAGAGCGUAUGCCUGCAAACCUUGGGAGACUAACCAACCUACAAACAUUGCCAUUAUUUUUUGUAGGUACAACAGAAGGACGUAAAAUUGAAGAAUUGGGAAGCUUAGGAGAACUCAAAGGAAGAAUAAAGAUCUGUAAGCUUGAGCUUGUUGCGGACAAAUUGGAGGCAGAAGGAGCAAAGUUAAAAGACAAGGCAGUUGAGCAUUUGAUAUUUUGUUGGUCGCGAGGCAAAGGCAAUCAAGAUAAAGAUGAAGAUGUCUUAGAAGGCCUCCAACCCCCCUCAAAUAUAAGAAGCUUAAGGAUUGAUGGCUAUGGAGGUAGAAAAUUGGCAUCAUGGAUGUUGUUACUCAACAAUUUGGUGGAUCUGACAAUAUCCGAGUGCUAUAUGCUUCACAGAAUUCCAGAUGUCAGUGGGCUUCUAUCUCUUCAGCAGCUUCAUGUUCAAUGGUGUUAUGAAGUAACUAGUUUGGGUGAUGGUGAUGGAGCAUUUACAUCUCUCAAACAAUUAGCCAUAGCCGGGUGUGGUAAGUUAGAAAGAGUUUUGGUUUGUGGAUUAUCAUCUCUGGAGGAACUCAACAUUCUGGGGUGCACGGUGAUGAAUAGCAUAGGAGAUAGCCUAUCAAGCUCCACGUGUCUCAAACAAUUGUAUCUGCAACGCUGUCCUAAAUUGCAGUCUAUUCCAAGGCUAGAAGGACUUGUCUCUUUGAAAACAUUUAAGAUUACCGAGUGUGAUAAAUUAGAGCGUCUACCGAGUGGGCUUUCAUCUUGUACUGCUCUGGAGAAAUUGACGAUAGGGGGAGCCUCUAAUUUGGUUUCUAUUCAUGAAGAAUUGAAGCAGUUGCAGUCUCUCGUUGAGUUGGUUUUUGAAUAUUGUCCAAAAUUGAAGUGUAUUCCAAGUCUAGAAGGACUUGUCUCUCUCAACACACUAAAUAUUACCAAUUGUGAUGAAUUAGAGCGUCUACCGAGUGGGCUCUCAUCUUGCACUACUCUGGAGAAAUUGCAGAUAACGAAAUGCUCUAAUUUGGUUUCUAUUCAUGAAGAAUUGAAACAGUUGCAGUCUCUUGUUGAGUUGGGUUUUUGGGAUUGUACAAAAUUGAAGUUUAUUCCAAGUCUAGAAGGACUUGUCUCUCUGAAAACAGUAAAUAUUACCAAUUGUGAUGAAUUAGAGCGUCUACCAAGUGGGCUCUCAUCUUGCACUGCUAUGGAGAAAUUGAAGAUAAGGGGAUGCUCUAAUUUGGUUUCUAUUCAUGAAGAAUUGAAACAGUUGCAGUCUCUCCUUGAGUUGGUUUUUGAAAAUUGUCCAAAAUUGAAGUGUAUUCCAAGUCUAGAAGGAUUUGUCUCUCUCAAAACAGUAAAUGUUAAGGGCUGUAAUGAAUUAGAGCGUCUACCGAAGCGUCUACCGAGUGGGCUCUCAUCUUGCACUGCUCUGGAGAAAUUGAAGAUAGGGGAAUGCUCUAAUUUGGUUUCUAUUCCUGAAGAAUUGAAACAGUUGCAGUCUCUUGUUGAGUUGGAUAUUUGGGAAUGUCGAAAAUUGACGAGCUUCCCAAAGGAGAUCUUGGGCUCUCUUGCCAGCUUGAAGACGUUACAGCUUGGCCGUCUCUCAGAAGAGCUGGAGGAAUUCCCAGAUUUGAGUUCCACUUCCUCCCUUGAAGUCUUGUGUUUGAAUGGAUGGGGGGAAUCGCUAACUCUGCCACAUCAAAUUCAUCGCCUCACUGCUCUCAGGUACUUAUCUAUCUCAAGCGUCAAUGGAGUGGAAGAAGCUUUAUUGGGAAACCUUUCUUGUCUUAAAACACUUAUGAUUUGGGAGUGUCCUCGGUUAAGGUGUCUAUCAGGUGGGCUGUCAUCUCUUGAGGACCUGCUGAUAAUAGAUUGCCCUAAUCUGGCCUCUUUCCAAGGAGAGUUGAAGGAAUUGCGUACUCUACAAAUUUCAGGUUAUCCAAAAUUGGGGCGCUUCCUAGAGGAGAGUCUCCCCUGCUGCACUAGGUUGGAGAAACUAUGGAUCGAUAGUUUCUCAGAAGAGCUGGAAGAAUUCCCGGAAGAAUUCCCAAGUCUGAGUUCCAUCCCCGCCUCCCUUGAACAUUUGAGCCUGACGGGAUGGGAAAAACUAACUCACCUCCCACAAAUUCAACACCUCACUGCUCUAAAGGAGUUGACGAUAGAGGAAUUCAGUGCAAUGGAAUCUUUGCCAGACUGGUUUAACAACUUGUCCUCUCUUCAACGACUUGAAAUUGUUGAAUGUCCAGACGAGUUAAAGGAAAGAUGCACCAAGGGAAGCGGUCCUGACUGGCACAAGAUUUCCCACAUUCCAUGCAUCCGAAUAGGUGAGCAGAUCAUCCAAGGUGAAGACGAAUUCGAUGACUAAGGCAAAGAGGUUUGUGUUUCUUUUUUCUUGCAACUGCACUUGUACGAAUUCCAGCACCAAAAAGUAAAAUCUCUCUCCUCAUCCUCUAUCAAUUAAUUGGAUUGAUGCUGCUCCCUCCAUUGCUGUUGGGUGCCGUCAAUUAAUGUUAUCUCGUCAAAAUUAUUUGUUCUCUCUCAAACCAUAUAUAAUUCAUGUUUUCUUUUUUCUCACUUUUGAUUCAUAUUCUUAUACUGCAUGUAGAUGUGAUUAAUUAUGAGUGAAUAAUGAAUGAGUUGAUGGAAUGAUGAUUUCUAGAAUUCUGAAUUGAUAUCCUACAAGCUUCAACGUUGUGGUAAUUAAUUCAUCGCUCUUCACUUGAUCAAUUUAACUCAUCUUACACAUUUGAGGAGUGUGAGGACAAGCAGAAUUUGCUUCAACAUGAAAAUGAACUACUGCAAGUCUUGGUUUUUGAAAUUUCAUCUGAUAUUCCAAAGAUGGCAUGGCAGGAGGAGAGGAAGGAAAGCAGCAGUGUUUGCCAAGCCAAAGACAAUUCUGUCUGUUCUUCAAGGGGCUCAGUUUUAUUUAGCUAAGAUUUGGGAGGAUAUUCAAUGUCAUUUCUUAAUUGCUCUGCUAAUUCUUUGAAAACCAACCAAUUCACGGGAUUGACGUGGAUGAUGUUCAAGGUCCCUUGGUUGUUUCAGCAGCGCGUGAGUUUGAUUCCAAUAUGUUGUCUCUUGUUUGUACAUAGCUGUCUUUUUUCAAAUUAUCACAACCCCUGGUCCUUCAAAAGAGGGAUCCCAAUGUAGCUUUACAGGCACCAACCAAACUAUUUUGUAUCUUAUAUUCAAGCUUCUGAAGAACCUGAAGUUUCAAUCAUAAAAAAAGAAUCUGAGAUUUUCUUUGUGCGUCUGGUUGCUCGUUUGGUUCCCAUAAUCAUAUGGUACGUCACAAGAAGGAAAUGACUAAAUUAUUAGGAAUCUUUUUAACUUGUUUUACAGAUAAACGGGUGGAUGGCAACAAUUAGGGUGCUGCUAAAAUUGCUAACAGUGGCAUCUUUAUUCAAUGUUAUGCUACCGACUCACACACCACAAGUAGAAAGGAUUACAAGGACGCAAAUCACUUCUUGUCAUGUCCUUUUCCAGUCGUAGUCAUGAACACCUGUCUCCUAUUGUCUUGUCCACAACUGAUGGAAAUACUAGUGUUUUGGAUAUUGAUUCAUAGGUAGCAUGAAAUGAAGGUGUUAAUUUUCAUGCUUUCUAAUAGACAAAUCCAAUAAAU
This is a messenger RNA of Rubroshorea leprosula, 5697 nucleotides long. The record is from the annotation of a GenBank genome assembly. NCBI's taxonomy places the organism in Eukaryota, Viridiplantae, Streptophyta, Magnoliopsida, Malvales, Dipterocarpaceae.